GUGCAUACGGGAUACGCGAUGAACGUUAACAUUGGUGAUCCGUUUAAGGAAUUCUUCGUUCUGCUUGAAACUGUAACAUCGCGUUUCUGGGUCGUUGGAAUCGACUGCUUCGACUGGCUUCCAUUUUGUCACGGCAAAACGAAGUAUUUGGUUACUGAAUCGAAAGGCGCUCGAUUUGAGUUAGUUCCAUGUAACCUGAAUUUCGACUAUAAGAAGGCGAUUACAUUCAACCCUUUUCGUUAUACUGAUCAAAUCUCGGUGCCGGAAAUGAAUGGUGCUGCCGCCUGGAAGUUUGAAAAUGCAACUUUCAGAACGGUAUCUAUUGUACCGUACCCCAUUUUGGAGGAAUACCAAAAAAUUAGUGGAGUAAUUGGUUUGGCAAGACUAAAUAUCCAGAAUGAAUUUACGAAAAACAAUCCAAUGAGAAAGGCCAUCCAUGCGGGUACUCCAGUCAUCACCAUUGCCCUACCGAAGCUGGAUACCAGACGAGAGGCAGUACUGACAGUUGGUGGACAUGAUAAUAAAUCUUGCAUUCUGGGAAGUGCGCUAAGCGAAUCAGUAAUUUUGAACGAGCGUUACGAUUUCACUUACCUUUCUAUUCAAAUGGGGUCUCUUAAGUUCCAGUCGAGAGCUGCAGCUGUCGCUUAUCCUCAUAUCAGUAAUUCGAACAUUGGUGUACCAAAAGAAUUCAUGCAGAAAAUUCUUCGCAAAACUGGAGCAAAGUUUGACGCAACAACGAAUAAAUACCUGGUGAAUUGUAAUGCAAAUUUUGAUUCGCUUCUUUUGAACACCGACAGUAACGGGUUUGCUGUCGAACCGGAGUAUUUCGUUCGGAAACACAGCGUGAGCUUUAAGUUUUAUGCAAAAUAUUUAAAUCUGUUGCAAAGAAUCGCAAAAAAAGAAAAAUGGAAAACGCUACUGGACUGUGAUUCUCAAAUCACCACGAUGUUGGUUUUAUAA
Gongylonema pulchrum is the source of this 960-nucleotide messenger RNA. The record is from the annotation of a GenBank genome assembly. Lineage: Eukaryota; Metazoa; Nematoda; Chromadorea; Rhabditida; Gongylonematidae.